CCCAUCCAGGUGUACGGGCUGGAAGGGCGCUAUGCCACCGCGCUGUACUCUGCCGCCACCAAGCAGAAGAAGCUGGACCAGGUAGAGAAGGAGCUGAGCCGAGUGUGGACUCUCUUGAAGGACCCCAAGCUAUCCAGUGUGGUUAUGAACCCUCACAUCAAGACCACAGUUAAACAAAAAGCUGUGAAUGAUGCUUUAGCAAAAGAGAAGAUGUCCACUAUUACUGUCAACCUGAUGAAUUUGCUUGCUGAAAACGGGCGCUUGCGUUACACACCAGACAUUGUUUCUGCAUUUGGGAAGAUCAUGAGUGCAUACCGAGGAGAAGUGCUGUGCACAGUUACCACUGCGCAGCCCUUGGAUGAUGCCAGCCUCACUGAGCUAAAAAGUGCUCUGAGUGGAUUCUUGGCUAAGGGAGAAGUCUUGAAGCUGGAGACCAAGACUGAUCCAUCAAUCCUUGGUGGCAUGAUUGUCAAUAUUGGGGAGAAGUACGUGGACAUGUCAACAAGGUCAAAGAUCCAGAAACUCACCAAAAUCAUGAGAGAGACUGUCUAGCAAACUGAGUCAUUCAUAGUGAAACCUGUCAGAUGGAACCAAUAAAAUUGCUUCUUCUUGAA
Molecule: messenger RNA, 614 nt
Organism: Cariama cristata (Red-legged seriema)
Lineage: Eukaryota; Metazoa; Chordata; Aves; Cariamiformes; Cariamidae
Gene: ATP5PO
Product: ATP synthase, H+ transporting, mitochondrial F1 complex, O subunit
Exons: 5
Biological process (GO): proton motive force-driven mitochondrial ATP synthesis
Cellular component (GO): membrane
Molecular function (GO): proton-transporting ATP synthase activity, rotational mechanism
Source: RefSeq, a predicted model, not a curated record